UCAGUCCGGUAGAGUCUGCCGUGGGUUUCGUACGGACGCCCGGCCUCGUGGAUGUUGCUCUAAUCCGGACCGACCGGCUCUCCAGUCCUGUGCCGAGGAUAAAAUGGAAAAAGGCGAUGUACCUCCUCCAAUUACUUCAGAUAUCCCAGCGCCACCAUAUCCUGGUCCCAAUUUGGUCCACAAUGUAGCUCUCAAUCAGUCUGAACCCCAGCCUGUUAUUCAGCAAAAUCCCCAACCAGUUGCUCAGCAAUAUCUCCAGCCUGUUGCUCAGCAAUAUCCCCAGCCUGUUGCUCAGCAAUAUCUCCAACCUGUUUCUCAGCAGUACCAGCAACCUGUUGCUCAGCAAAAUCCCCAGCCUGUUCAACAUGUUGUACAACAAAAUCUAAAUGCCCAGCCAGUGACCCAACAGGUGGCUCCACAUGUGAGGCCCACCGAUGUUCCAGGAAGAAUGCAAUGUCAAUAUUGCCAGAUCCCUGUUGUGACGUCAACCGAAUACAAAGUGGGCAUGUGCACCUGGUUAAUUGCUGGAGGCCUUUGCAUUUUCGGAAUCUGGCCCUGCUGUUUGAUCCCCUUCUGUGUGCCGUCUUGCCAGGAUGUGCAGCAUUCCUGCCCGACAUGCAACAACGUUCUUUACAUCUACAAACGCAACUAAAGAAUAAUAUUGAAUCCUGCAUUGAGUGAAAUGUCUGCUGA
This is a messenger RNA of Fundulus heteroclitus (mummichog), 693 nucleotides long. RefSeq names its product lipopolysaccharide-induced tumor necrosis factor-alpha factor homolog. Lineage: Eukaryota; Metazoa; Chordata; Actinopteri; Cyprinodontiformes; Fundulidae. Gene Ontology annotation, molecular function: zinc ion binding. Bases 104 to 652 code for a protein of 182 amino acids. The transcript has 5 exons. The record is from RefSeq and is a predicted model, not a curated record.